Messenger RNA from Cephus cinctus (wheat stem sawfly), 1308 nucleotides. Its product is annotated as probable 18S rRNA (guanine-N(7))-methyltransferase. The record is from RefSeq and is a predicted model, not a curated record. Bases 133 to 957 code for a protein of 274 amino acids. Gene Ontology annotation, cellular component: nucleolus. The transcript has 5 exons. Lineage: Eukaryota; Metazoa; Arthropoda; Insecta; Hymenoptera; Cephidae. Gene Ontology annotation, molecular function: rRNA (guanine) methyltransferase activity. Gene Ontology annotation, biological process: rRNA (guanine-N7)-methylation.
CCUGUGACAACAGACCAGCAGUCAGCAACGAGUAACGAGCUAAUGUGUGUCAGAACCUCUCAGGUAAAUCACGUGUUUAAGUGUUUUUUAUAGUUAAUGUGAUUGAAGCAAACGCGAUUGCAAGAUUUGAAAAUGUCUAGACGUCCGGAACAUUUGGCACCUCCGGAAGUGUUUUACAACGAUGAAGAGGCUAGAAAAUAUACUCAGAAUACUCGGAUGAUAGAUAUUCAGGUUCAGAUGUGUGAACGUGCCAUUGAACUUCUUCUACUUCCUGAGGAUGAGGCUUGCUUUCUUCUGGACAUUGGUUGUGGUUCUGGUCUUAGUGGAAGUGUUUUAGAGGAUCAAGGACAUGUCUGGGUUGGAGUUGAUAUUUCUCCAGCAAUGCUUAAUGUUGCAUUGGAACGUGAAGUAGAAGGCGAUUUAAUUUUGGGUGACAUGGGUCAAGGAAUGUCAUUUAGGGCUGGCAGUUUUGAUGGGGCAGUCAGUAUAUCAGCUCUGCAAUGGCUCUGUAAUGCAGAUAAAGCAACACACAAUCCUGUGAAACGGUUACAGCAAUUCUUUUCUUCGCUUUUUGCGUGUCUUUCUCGUUCAGCUCGUGCUGUAUUUCAAUUUUAUCCAGAAAAUAGUGAUCAAAUAGAGCUAGUCACUACACAGGCUAUGAAAGCUGGAUUCUUUGGUGGAAUAGUGGUAGAUUUUCCUAAUAGUACAAAGGCAAAGAAGUUUUUUUUGGUUUUAAUGACUGGAGGUUCAAUGCCUCUUCCAAAAGCUCUUGGAACAGAAGACACGUCAACAGUUAGUUACACAUCAAAAAGAGAACAAAUGAAGAAAGCGAAAGGUAAACCCUUAAAAAAGAGUCGUGACUGGAUUCUGGAGAAGAAAGAAAGGCGGAAAAGACAAGGUCGAGAAGUUAGAGAAAACUCAAGAUAUACUGGUCGCAAGAGAAGUGGACGUUUCUAAUGUUUCAUAAAUUUCGAAAUGCUCCUAUAUGUAUAGAUUUUUUUCAAUGAAAAUUGUAACGCUUGUAUACGAAGCUUUAUUGAAUAACAGUUACAGAAAACAUUACUGUGAUUAUGUAUGAAGUUGUCAGUAUAUCUAAUGUUUCUGCUAAUAGAAGCAAAUGAUCAGCCAUCACGUCAUUUUUAAACUAAUCUUUUAUUAAUCAGCAAUUAAAAAUUGUGACAUACUCUUGUGUAUGCCUUGUGGCAGAAUUGCCUGAAGUUCCUCUUUAUCUAACCAUUGAUAUUUUACUGUUUCUUCAACAUUGCCAUUUAUGUAUUUAGCUAAAAAAUAGAAAAUUUUAGCCCCAUA